Messenger RNA from Camponotus floridanus (Florida carpenter ant), 4979 nucleotides. RefSeq names its product diacylglycerol kinase theta. The transcript has 18 exons. The record is from RefSeq and is a predicted model, not a curated record. Lineage: Eukaryota; Metazoa; Arthropoda; Insecta; Hymenoptera; Formicidae. Gene Ontology annotation, molecular function: ATP-dependent diacylglycerol kinase activity; nucleic acid binding. Bases 1613 to 4540 code for a protein of 975 amino acids. Gene Ontology annotation, biological process: diacylglycerol metabolic process; intracellular signal transduction; lipid phosphorylation.
CUCUCACUGACGUCGACGCCAUCGCCGUCGUCGUACUGUCGUCGACGUCGGGCAUCGUCCCGGUCGCGUGCGUUAAUUCACGUUCGAUUAACGGAGUUAACGACGAUCGCGAUACACGUACGACGUGCGAUGGCGCGCGAAUGUGCGAAACGAUAACGAUAAUCGGCGGCGUCACCGGGGAUCAUACAUCGGUAUCGGGGAGAUCGUUCGCGACCGACGCGCGAGCGUCGUCGAGGGCCCUUUUAGCCUCGUCCGUCGAAAGGACGAAAGUCGGAUCCGCGUGCGAGCGACGUCAUCGGGCGAAGCGACGUCGCGGACAUUUGGACUUUGGCUCGAGUGAGAGAGAGAGAGAGGGAGAUAAGUCGAAAAUAGAUACUGAAAAUUAGAGACGUAACGAGGAGACGCGUUGGAGUUGGAGCGUCGAGCGAAAAGCGACGAGGAAACACGCGCGCCGUUUUCGUCGCCAUCGUCACCGUCAGUGCUGGAGAACGAGGCUCUUCCGUCCCCGUGAAAAUUUUCCUCGGCGAAAAUUCCCCUGGGCGCGCGUCCUCGGGGAGCGAACGCUCGAUCGCGACGAGAUAUAUAUUCGGAGGGAAAAAAAAUCGUUAACAUGAAAACGGCCUGCUUUCCUCGAUUAACGAAGCGUCGCGCAAUUGAUGUUUAUACGUGAGAGGAUAAUCGACAAAAGAGAAAGAAAGAGAGAGAGAGAGGAGAGCACGCCCUUGACAGCUUCUUUGCGCUCGGAAGAGGGCGGCUCGGAUCAUUCGGCCCCCAUAUGACGCCCCACUUAGGCCGCUAGGACAGCGCAUCCGCCACUGGCCGGUGGCGGUGACGAAAAGGGGCUGAUGUCAGUGCGGCCACUCGGCGGCGUUCGCUCGUAUCAGCAGCAGCGGCGGCGGCGGCUCAUCGGAUGCGCGAACGCGACAUCGGCGUCGUACCGUAAGCGAGGCGAGCUAGAACAUCGGCAGCGGCGGCAGGAGCACCGACACCAGCUACAACGUCAGCGGCGGGAGCAGGGGCAACGAGAACAACAGGAACAGGAACGACAACAACAACGACGACGACGACGACGACGACGACGGUGAUGCUCGGCGGCGGCCGCGAGAUACCAGCGACAGUGAUCGGCGGUGGUUCGGCGGCGACGAUUCACGACGGCGACGACGCAUCUGGCGCGCGCGAUCGUGGCUGCCGGCGUCCCGUGGCUCGUCCCGAGGCGCAGCUCGUGGAAUAAUGCGCGUUAGGCACGACGACGUUAGCACGACGACGAGGCGCCGCGUUACGACGAUUACGACGGGACGACGACGACGGUACGACGGUGCGACGUGUGGUGGGCCCGCGACCAGCGUGUGCUGCGGCCAGCUACGACGACGACGAGGAUUACUACUACGAUUACUACUACCACCGCUAUUACUACUACCACCACCACCGCCACCACCACCGCCAUCAUCAUCAUCGCCACCAUCAUCGCAGCUGCAACAGCGCAAUUAUGUACGGUUCCGAGAUCACGUAGUGUCGGGCGUGUAAUUAUGUUGUUGUCAUCGUCGCGCGGCGCGCCCUGCGUAGCUUCACGGUGAAAAUCUGGCGUGAACGGUUCCGCGGUGGAACGGGGAAUAUGGCGUCGGUCUCGGCCGAGACUCCAGCCAGCCAUGGGCACAGCUUCAGUAAGAAAACGUUUCACAAACCGACGUACUGCCAUAGCUGCACGGACAUGCUCUGGGGCCUCAUUCAGCAGGGGUACAUCUGCGAAGUGUGUAACUUCGUGGUGCACGACCGCUGUCUCAAGGCCGUCGUCUCUCCCUGCUCCAGCAUCGCGGCAAGCCUGAUUAAGAACCCGGUUGCACACUGUUGGUCCGAACAAGUACACCAUAAAAGAAAAUUCUGCAACGUCUGUCGGAAACGUUUGGAUGAUAAUAAUCCAUCCAUACACUGCGAAAUAUGCGAGUACUUCGUGCACAUAGAAUGCCAAGAUUUCGCGGUGGCAGACUGCAAGGAGAAUGCCACGUACUUGCCUGGGAAGGACCUGUCAGCAGUGAAACACACUCAUCACUGGCGGGAAGGCAAUCUUCCGAGCAGCUCUAAAUGUGCCGUAUGCAAAAAGAGUUGUUUUACUGCCGAGUGCCUUGCCGGGUUUCGUUGCGAGUGGUGCGGCAUGACGUCGCACGCGUAUUGUUACAAGAAUAUUCCCCAAGAAUGCACCUUUGGUAACUUGGAACCAAUUUACCUGCCGCCACAUGCAGUUAGUAUUCCGCGUACCGAAGUUCCAAUGGAAGCGAUCAUUGGAGUGCAAGUGCGUCGGAAAGAAGUAGCAACCCGUGAGUAUUCUUGCCAUAACAUCGGAGAGCAAUUCGAUUUCGCUGAGAGUGAACAAAAUGGGGCUGCAGGCCGCCUAGCCGAAGCUUUGAGGCGCCUUUCGCUAGUUUUGCCACGUAGCUGCCAUGGAAAUUGUCAUGCUUCCCCUCCUUAUGUUCGAGCGCGGAGCACAUCAGAAGAAUUUGGUAGUGACGCGAGGUAUCGUGAUAAUGGAGAACCGACACAGAGUGCAACGCAUGGCCGUGAUCCGCGUUCUCCUAAAGAGAAAGAAGACAAAGAAAGAGGUGACGAAGAGAUGAUUAAGGUAUACGACGGCAACAACUCCUUGAGGCGAAGGAUAUUUCGGGUAAUUCCGGUACCUAGGCAGGCUACGACAGAGCAGGUCCUCACAUUGGCAUUGCGCGCAUUUCACAUCACGAAAGAUCCUAGCAACUUUUACUUAACCGACCUGUAUGCCGCGGAGGAAACUGAGUUGUAUGACCCAAUGCCUGUUUUAAAUUUAAAUCGCCAAGAAGGCAAACGUCCGGCUGUGUUCUUACGAUUUAAAAAUAAUGACAGUGGAGAAGUACGAGUUUAUCCGGGCAAAUUGCAGGUAUCAGAGUCAUUCUGUAUAGUACCUGUCACCGAAGCAACAAGUGUUGCAGACUUAAUAAGCGAAGCACUCGAGAAAUUUGGUUUAGAAAAUUUUAAUUGCGACGACUAUAGGUGCAGUGAAAUUCUUUUAGACCGUGGCGUGACGGAAAGAGUUUUGUCCUGGGACGAAAGACCUUGGGAUAUUGUUAAGAAGCUGGGAAAAGAUUCUAUUAGGCAAAUGGAACUAAUGCGGUUCUAUCUACAAUUAAAGCAAGAUCCCCAUGGACCGAAUUUGGCUUUAUUUGUUGGCAACUUGCCGCCAAAUCUGUCUGAAAGGAGCUAUGAGAAUAUGUUGAUAGAAUUUUUAGGAAAAGAAAAUAGGUUCUCAUUAAUUGGCCCAAUUUACUACGAAUACGGUUCGAUGGUCAUUAUAUACGAGGAUUCGAAUAAAGCGGUCAGAGCAUUAUAUGCGUUGCGAGAGUCAAAAUACGAAGACAAAGGUCUUCUAGUAAUGCUUUUACCGAGUAUCGAGCCAAGUAUGGUACCACCGGGUGUUCAACCACUGCUCGUGUUUGUAAAUGUAAAAUCUGGCGGCUGUCAAGGACUUCAGUUAAUUUCUAGUUUUCGUAAAUUGUUAAAUCCCUAUCAAGUGUUUGAUCUCGAUAACGGUGGACCUCUCCCCGGGCUUUACGUUUUCCGCCACAUAAAAGACUACAAAAUAUUAGUUUGCGGUGGUGAUGGGACAAUAGGCUGGGUAUUACAGUGUUUAGAUAAUGUGGGUCAGGAUAGUGAGUGUUCUUCUCCUGCUUGCGCUAUUGUACCUUUGGGAACAGGAAACGAUCUUGCGCGUGUAUUAUGUUGGGGUUCAGGAUACACAGGCGACGAGGACCCGUUAAACUUAUUGCGAGAUGUUAUCGAUGCGGAAGAAAUAAUAUUGGAUAGAUGGACGGUAGUUUUUCAUCCGGAAGAGAAGGAACAGACUCAAGUAGUUUGUAAUGCUGCAGGCGCUGGUUCAACAAGCGAAGACAAUACGCAAAUAUAUGUAAUGAACAAUUAUUUUGGCAUCGGCGUCGAUGCGGAUUUAUGUCUUGACUUUCACAACGCGAGAGAAGAAAACCCUAAUAAGUUCAAAAGCAGAUUACGAAAUAAAGGUGUAUAUGUAACUAUGGGUUUACGUAAGAUGGUUAGACGUAAGCCGUGCAAAGAUUUACAUAAAGAAAUUCGGUUAGAAGUAGAUGGUAAAUUGGUCGAAUUACCGCAAGUGGAGGGAAUAAUUAUUCUGAACAUUUUAAGUUGGGGUUCUGGUGCUAAUCCGUGGGGACCAGAUACCAAAGAAGAUCAAUUUUAUACACCAAAUCACUGGGAUGGUAUGUUAGAGGUUGUCGGAGUCACAGGCGUUAUGCAUCUUGGACAAAUACAGUCGGGUCUACGUACGGCUAUGAGAAUAGCGCAGGGCGGACAUAUAAAAAUUCACUUAAAUUCGGAUAUACCUGUACAAGUAGACGGCGAACCGUGGGUUCAGAGUCCCGGAGACAUUGUAGUCUUGAAGUCUGCGCUCAAGGCUACCAUGUUGAAGAAAAGUAAGAUCAAGCGUCGCAAUACCGAACCGUCGAUUCUACCUGCUAAUGGGGAGGGGGGCAAGAGCACGGACGAGUAAUCCAACCAUACUACAGCUCACAACUGCUCGAACGUUUAAUCGAGUAUUUCGAAGAUACGCGACAUCUCUCAACCUAGAUUCCUCGACGUGCGUAAGCAGCGCGAGAGAGGAGUCUCGGUGUGAUAAACCGUGCCGUCUAUCUCUAUAAAGCGAUUCCACCUAUACAAAAAAAAAAAGAAAAAUUCGAUCCCUCCUCGUUGAUGCAUGUAAAACCGAUCAAUUCUCCGUAACACCUUGUCGAUGCCUCGAUCCAAUGCAGCUAGCUCGAGCUUGUGUCGUAAUGUGUGGAUUUAGACGCAUUCUAUCGGAUAGUAGUUAGUUAGUUUUGCGAGAGUAAAAAUUUUUCUUCUCUUUUUUCUCCUUUUUUCUAUACGUAUAAGUUAUUGACCCUGAGUUUCGCAAUCUCUUUCUCUCUUUCUCUUUCUCUCUCUCUCUCUCU